Physeter macrocephalus (sperm whale) is the source of this 4620-nucleotide messenger RNA. It is a transcript of the gene GTSE1, whose product is annotated as G2 and S-phase expressed 1. Lineage: Eukaryota; Metazoa; Chordata; Mammalia; Artiodactyla; Physeteridae. The record is from RefSeq and is a predicted model, not a curated record. Gene Ontology annotation, molecular function: microtubule binding. Gene Ontology annotation, cellular component: cytoplasmic microtubule; microtubule cytoskeleton. The coding region runs from base 267 to 3521 and encodes 1084 amino acids. The transcript is spliced from 17 exons.
CCCCUCGCGCGGUGCGGCGAGGACGGGGUCGCCCUGGGGGCAAACCAGAACCCCCAGCAGUCCAGCCCAGGAGUUCGGUUGUCCUGGGCGUUCAGGCCUCCCUCGGACGGCGCCGCCCCAGAGCUCCCGGCCCGGCGGCGUGCGAGCCCGGGGUGUGCGUCGCGGAGGGCCUCGGGCUGCGGCUCAGUGACUUCUGACAACCCUCGCAGCGCAAGGAGGGGACGGCAGCGACGGUGCCUUCAGCCAGCCCGGCCCGAGAAGCGGAGAUGGAGGUUCCCAAGAAGGAUGAUAUUCUUCUCUUGGCUGAUGAAAAGUUUGACUUUGAUCUCUCAUUGUCUUCUUCAAGUGCCAAUGAAGAUGAUGAAGUCUUUCUUGGACCUGUUGGCCAUAGAGAAAGAUGUAUUGCUGCCAGCUUAGAAUUAAAUCAUCAAAUUCCUGAAGAACCUCCUUUGCCAGCAUCUGAAAGUCACUUCACUUGGAGUCCUCUGACUGGGGAAAAAUUUGUGGAAGUUUAUAAAGAAGCUCACUUACUGGCCUUACAGAUACAAAGCAACAGCAAAACCAAGGCGGCCCCAGCUGCCAAGCUCGAAGACCCUGGGAGCCAGGGAGUGGAAGGGUUCAUACAGGAAUCAAAACUGAAAAUAAACCUCUUUGAGAGAGAAAACGAAGUGAAGAAAAGCCCCAGGGCCCUGAAGAGGGAGACGUACCACCUGUCGGACGGCCUCUUGAGGGGGCCGCCGCUCUGGGGCCCCCAGCGCCCCUCGGGUGCGGCCCUGCUGGCUACUCCUGCCCAGGCGAGCCGCCCCCAGAUGCCGGGGCCACCGCCCGCCCCGUGCUCUGCUUUGCCAGUGGGGCCAAGCGCUGCUCGCCCCCCGGACCAGGCUGGCACUCAGAAAAGGGUCACCAGCAAAUUGCUGCCGCCCCGAGCCUCGUCUCUUAGAGGAGAAAGCGUUUCCUCGGCCCUGGAGAAGCCCAUGAAAGAGAAACCAGCUAGUCCUUCCAGGAUGAAGAGCCUAUGUGAAAAGGAUUCCUACAGCAGCGUGCCCCCUGACAAGCCCCGUGCCGCCCGGGACGUCGCUAGCUUGCCAGCCGGUGGACACCACGUGGUCCAAGGCAAGCGGUCGCUCCUUGUUCCAGACAAGUCUGGGCUGAAGAAAACCAUGUUAAAACCACCUGGAUGUGCUGGCAGUCUUGCAAGAAAGUCCUCCUCAGGGUCCGUCUCGGGAGCGAGUGCCAGCGUGUGUGCCUCUCCAGCGGCCGGCAAAGGUAAGGCCGGCCCUGAGCGCUGUCCAUUCCUGCCAGACUUGUCACAGAACCACUUAGCAGAAGGUUCUGGAAGCCCCGGCGGAGCCCUGCGCUUGGAUAUUCUUCUCUUGGCUGAUGAAAAGUUUGACUUUGAUCUCUCAUUGUCUUCUUCAAGUGCCAAUGAAGAUGAUGAAGUCUUUCUUGGACCUGUUGGCCAUAGAGAAAGAUGUAUUGCUGCCAGCUUAGAAUUAAAUCAUCAAAUUCCUGAAGAACCUCCUUUGCCAGCAUCUGAAAGUCACUUCACUUGGAGUCCUCUGACUGGGGAAAAAUUUGUGGAAGUUUAUAAAGAAGCUCACUUACUGGCCUUACAGAUACAAAGCAACAGCAAAACCAAGGCGGCCCCAGCUGCCAAGCUCGAAGACCCUGGGAGCCAGGGAGUGGAAGGGUUCAUACAGGAAUCAAAACUGAAAAUAAACCUCUUUGAGAGAGAAAACGAAGUGAAGAAAAGCCCCAGGGCCCUGAAGAGGGAGACGUACCACCUGUCGGACGGCCUCUUGAGGGGGCCGCCGCUCUGGGGCCCCCAGCGCCCCUCGGGUGCGGCCCUGCUGGCUACUCCUGCCCAGGCGAGCCGCCCCCAGAUGCCGGGGCCACCGCCCGCCCCGUGCUCUGCUUUGCCAGUGGGGCCAAGCGCUGCUCGCCCCCCGGACCAGGCUGGCACUCAGAAAAGGGUCACCAGCAAAUUGCUGCCGCCCCGAGCCUCGUCUCUUAGAGGAGAAAGCGUUUCCUCGGCCCUGGAGAAGCCCAUGAAAGAGAAACCAGCUAGUCCUUCCAGGAUGAAGAGCCUAUGUGAAAAGGAUUCCUACAGCAGCGUGCCCCCUGACAAGCCCCGUGCCGCCCGGGACGUCGCUAGCUUGCCAGCCGGUGGACACCACGUGGUCCAAGGCAAGCGGUCGCUCCUUGUUCCAGACAAGUCUGGGCUGAAGAAAACCAUGUUAAAACCACCUGGAUGUGCUGGCAGUCUUGCAAGAAAGUCCUCCUCAGGGUCCGUCUCGGGAGCGAGUGCCAGCGUGUGUGCCUCUCCAGCGGCCGGCAAAGCUAAGCCAAGGGAACGUCCAAGCAUUCCUGCGGACAGUUCCCAGUCAAACACCGGCCAGUCGGGCAGAACGGGACUUGUCCUGCCGCGGCUGUGUCUGCAGCCGGGCCCUGCAGGCGUGUCCUGCAGGCAGAGCCAGAGGCCCGGAGUUGCUGAGUCGACAGCGGAGCAGCCCAGGGCGCCCACCAGAGCAGCUCUCAUGCAACCCCGGAGUCCGGGACAGGGAGGCCCGGGGCUGAACUCUCAUCUCAGUUUGUCACAGUCUUCUCAGACGAAUAAGACGGGGAGUACAAGAAGGCGCGAUUCCUGUCUGAAUUCCAAGGCAAAGGUUGUGCCCACCCCUGCCAAUCGAUUUAAAAUUCCUAAGUGUUCUACCGGUGAACCCCUGGACGGUGCGACACCAAAGUCCUGUCGGGCGCAGAGGCCGCAGUCCUGCACGUCGGUGGGGAGGGUUGCUCACAGCACUCCUGCUAGAUGGUCCUCAGCAUCGCAGAGCCUCGUAAGCAGCGUGAGGACCCCUGUGAGCACGGGGCGCAGGUCAGCCCUGCCCACGCCUGCCAGCCGUCGACUCUCCAGCCUGCCCCUGGCGACCCCUAAAACUGUGCCCAGGGCUCUGGCUUCUCCCCUGCGUGUGUCUGCUCGGCGACUUUCUUCCGAGCCCCAGAAAAAAUCUGCGGUGAGAACUGCAUCAGUGAGAGAGGGUGACAGCAGGCCUGCCGCCGGGCCCUCAGACUGGUCCCCGGAUGGGAGCUUUCCUCCUGCGUCUGCUGUGCCGCAGGCACUUAACUUUUCUCCAGAAAAGAGUGAUUUCAUUUUUUCAAAAAGUAUCACCACAGAAGGAGCACUGGACGAAGCACAGCCACCUGAAGCUACAACACCCAGUGAGGCUCUUCUCGUGGAUGUCAAACUGGAUCGACUUAGCAUCACCCUGCGGGCUGCAGCCACAGCCCUGGGCGACCUCCCGCUCAUCGACUUCUGCAAGACUCCGGAGGCGAGCGUGGCUUUGGGGUCUGGAAGUGGGCCCCUGGUUGACCUCCUGACAAACACCCCAGACGCCAACAGGAGGGCUGUGGCCAACCCGCGCCACGAGGUGGGACAGCUCAUAGACUUGGCUUCCCCUCUGAUCCUGCUGAGCCCCGAGGCUGACAAGGAAAACGUGGAGUCACCACUUCUCAAGUUCUGAACGGAAUGAAAUCCUUUGCAUUUCACUCAAAGUUACAAGAACAGUCAGUCCUAAAGUGGUUUUCCACCCUCAGAAAUAAAUUUUAGGAGGAAUUGUAUUGGAAAACUUGAAACACAAAACAGAACCCUAAGUAAAGCUGCCGUGCCUGGAGCGGGGCCGUGGGGUUGGGGGGUGUUUGGCCACCUGAGGUCACUACCGGCCGAUGGCCUCCGUCCUCACGGCCCCGCUCACACGCUGGGAGCAGAGCCACAGUCGCUCCAGGUGAGGAAUUUGUUUUGAACCUUUUGUAUGUAAAAUAGCAAGUGACUAUUUUUAAAAUUAAGUUUGUAUGAAAAGUUAAACAGUCUAGAUUAAGUUAAAUUGUAAAAUAAAUGAAAUGUAUUAAAGCCUGUCUUGACGUUUAAGAAUUACCCGGAUUUUCAAACAUGCAUAGCGAUUUUUAUUACUAAUCAGUAUGCACAAUAUAUAUUAUCCAAACUUUCUUUCUACAAAAGUGAUUUUCAAAAUUCAGUGUGAAGAAAAAUUGGUUAAAUGCAGACCCCAGGCCCCAGUCCUCAGGUCCGGGGCAGGCCUGGUAAUCUGCACUUUGACUGGGCACCCAGGUGAUUCCGAUGAGAUGGGCCAGAGACCACACCUUAAGGGGAGGCUGCUCUAGGGAGGCGGGGUGCGGGAUGGAGAGGGAAGCGUGGGAGAGGAGGGGCUUAUCUGAUACUAAGGUGAUAGGAGGUGUACAAGGGACGGUCCCCUCAGGGGUGCUCGCAGCAGGAGGGGGGCAGGGUCACCGGAAGGCUUACUCCCUGCCUGGAGCUGUUCUAACUUACAUUUGUUAAAAACUAGCUGGCCUGAAAGCCACUAUCCGUAUAGAUCAUUCCUCACAGUCUUAAUUCAGUGGCUUCACAGCCCCCAGUAGAAAAGCUGCUGAUUGGACCGGCUUUGGGGGCUCCCAUCCAGUGUUCCCGGCACGAAACCAGGGAACUCUGUCCCCAGAGGGCUGUGCUUGCACUUUCUCUGGUGAAUGUCGUGAAGGCAAAUCAUCAUUUGGAACGGCGACUCCCGUGGUAUCAAGAGCAGAAAAGAGCGCACCGUGGGUGGCACCGCC